AUGAGUGAGUAUCAGCUAGACGUGGGUCUGUUGACGGUGACGGAUGUGUCCACUGUGAGUGGACCAAUGCGUCGCGAGGAGGAUCUCAUCAGCUCUUGCACAAAUGCACUCAAAGCGCUCCUCGGCGAGUUUGUUCAUUUACCGACGGAGGUGAAGAAGACCAAAUACGAGAGUGCGACGACCUUAGUACAGCUGCCGCAGCCGGUGAUGCAGCUGCCUCGCGAGAAGGCGUUGCCGAAACCGAAACCGCUCACCGCAUGGCAGAAGUUUGCGGUCAAGAAGGGCAUCGACAUUCAUCGAAAGAAGUCAAACCGCGUUUUUGACGAGGAUCGCCAGGAGUGGAAGGACAAGUGGGGCAAGCGUGCCCGCGAGGACCGCGACAAGUAUGACUGGCUGCGUGAGGUGAAGUCAGGGUACAUGCCUGCCGAGGAUGGCGGAGACCCAUUUCUUGAUGACCUCCGCACGAAGCACGCUCGCCUAGAAAAGCAGAAGAAGAAGGAGGAGCACAACAAGCGCCGCUCCGUGCACUUAAUGCAGGCACAGGAGGAGGUGAAGCACCUUUCGGCCGCGUCGCGCAACCUCUCUACAGCGUCCAACGGCAAGUUCGAAAAGGCAAAAAGAUUUAAGAAAAACACAAAGCGCCUCGCUUGA
This is a messenger RNA of Leishmania braziliensis MHOM/BR/75/M2904, 651 nucleotides long. RefSeq names its product putative ribosome biogenesis regulatory protein (RRS1). Gene Ontology annotation, biological process: endonucleolytic cleavage in ITS1 to separate SSU-rRNA from 5.8S rRNA and LSU-rRNA from tricistronic rRNA transcript (SSU-rRNA, 5.8S rRNA, LSU-rRNA); ribosomal large subunit biogenesis; ribosomal large subunit export from nucleus. Gene Ontology annotation, molecular function: protein binding. Lineage: Eukaryota; Euglenozoa; Kinetoplastea; Trypanosomatida; Trypanosomatidae. The transcript has a single exon. Gene Ontology annotation, cellular component: nucleus; preribosome, large subunit precursor; nucleolus. Bases 1 to 651 code for a protein of 216 amino acids. The record is from RefSeq and is a predicted model, not a curated record.